AUGAAGUACGCCGCCAUCGCUUCCCUGUUCGUCGCUAUCGUCGCUGCCGAGACGGUCGACCAACUCGUCGCAGAGAUUCCUACCUGCGCCGUCAACUGUAUCCGCGACGCAGCACAGUCGGUCAACUGCGACAUCCAGGACUUUGCCUGCUCGUGCUCGAAGAUCACGCAGCUGACUCCCGCCGUCGUCUCCUGCCUCGCCACAUCCGGUUGCAGCUCGACGGACCAAGCCAAGGUCUUCCAGCUCACGCCUCAAAUCUGCUCUCAAGUCGGUGAGAGCAACGAGGUCUCGGGCGCCGUCACCGCCGCCACCGCCGCCCCCACCACCACCGGCACCGCUACGGGUGCCGCCGUCACCUCCACCACGUCGCCCGGCGCCGCCGCCGGCAGAAUGCAGGCUGCUGGGUGGGCCGGUGCCAUCGCCGCCGCCGCUGCCUUUGCCCUUUAA
Colletotrichum spaethianum is the source of this 447-nucleotide messenger RNA. RefSeq lists its product as uncharacterized. The transcript is spliced from 2 exons. Bases 1 to 447 code for a protein of 148 amino acids. The record is from RefSeq and is a predicted model, not a curated record. NCBI's taxonomy places the organism in Eukaryota, Fungi, Ascomycota, Sordariomycetes, Glomerellales, Glomerellaceae.